Messenger RNA from Brassica oleracea var. oleracea, 621 nucleotides. Its product is annotated as spore wall protein 2-like. Lineage: Eukaryota; Viridiplantae; Streptophyta; Magnoliopsida; Brassicales; Brassicaceae. The record is from RefSeq and is a predicted model, not a curated record. The coding region runs from base 1 to 621 and encodes 206 amino acids. The transcript has a single exon.
AUGACUUCCAAAGCUGUUACUGAGAAGGCGCGUCGCAGUAAGCGCCAAGCUGGCCUUGAUGUUAGUCCACAAGUGUCUUUAACCGCGAAGAAACCUAAGAAGAAUGGUCCAAAGGUUAAUGCAGAAUUACAGUCACCAGCUGAAGAAAUGGAAGAUGUCGAGCUUCCCGGUUCUGAAGAAGUCGAACAAGAUGCAGAACCAGAAGAAGAAGAAGAUAAAGACGAUGAGACUGAACCACCAGAAGAAAAAGAAGAUAAAGACGAUGAGACUGAACCACCAGAAGAAAAAGAAGAUAAAGACGAUGAGACUGAACCACCAGAAGAAAAAGAAGAUAAAGACGAUGAGACUGAACCACCAGAAGAAAAAGAAGAUAAAGACGAUGAGACUGAACCACCAGAAGAAAAAGAAGAUAAAGACGAUGAGACUGAACCACCAGAAGAAAAAGAAGAUAAAGACGAUGAGACUGAACCACCAGAAGAAAAAGAAGAUAAAGACGAUGAGACUGAACCACCAGAAGAAAAAGAAGAUAAAGACGAUGAGACUGAACCACCAGAAGAAAAAGAAGAUAAAGACGAUGAGACUGAACCACCAGAAGAAAAAGAAGAUAAAGACGAUGUCUAA